AUACAACGGGGAGAACAGUUUUGACGCCAUCAACAAGAGAGAUCGAGCAGAGAAGAAGUGGAAGGCAGGAAACAAGGCAGAGAAGAUCAGGGACCUGAAGAGACAGUUCAAGCGCCGAGAAGGACUCACAACCAAAGAUGAAAAUUGAAAGUGAAGGGUUCAAAAUAGAAAAAGAUGGUUUCUCAGGGUACACCCUCGAUACCAAAAAACAGGAUUUCACAUCUACAGAUGAAUAUCAUGAAAAACUGAAAGUUGCACUGCUGCGGUGGCAGGAAGAGGGUGUGAGGGGAUUCUGGGCCAAGAUCAGACUCGAACAUUCUCACCUCACAGCUGUAUUUGCAAAGUAUGGACUUGAUUUCCAUCAUGCGCAACCCGGGUAUGUGAUCAUGAGCAAGUGGCUGCCCACCACGGAACCAGACAUGAUCCCGGAGUAUGCCAACCAGUAUCUUGGUGUAGCAGGGUUUGUUGUAAAUGAACACAACCAGCUGCUGGUGAUACAAGAGAAGUACCAUCCUGGUACCCAAAGCCCCAAGUGGAAGUUGCCCGGGGGACACGCUUAUAAAGGUGAGGAGAUAGCAGAUGCUGCACAGCGGGAGGUGAGGGAGGAGACUGGUAUAGAGGUGGAGUUUGUGGGCGUCAUAUCCUUCAGGCACCAGUUGCAUUACCGGUACAACUGCUCAGACUUCUACUUCAUCUGCCUAAUGCAGCCCGCAAGGACAGGGCAGGAGAUCAACAAAUGCGAUAUAGAGAUCAAGGACUGUAAAUGGAUUGAUCUUGAGGAGUAUGUUAAAGACCCAGACAUCACAGAUGCGAAUCGUUUCUUCACACAGUGUUACUUGGACGGUGUUGUGAAGGGUAACAUGGUGAUUGGGGCCACAACUGUUUCUUCAUACAACAGGAAAACACAGCACCAAGUCUUCUCUAUACAGACUAUCAAAUAACCAUGGGGCAUGUACUCUCUUCACACAUACCGUAGUAAGGAGGUUUUGCUCAAUGGAAAAUUUAAUUUUUGGUUUUUGAUAAUGCAAUAGAAAUUAGAUUUUUUUUUCUUGUACUCCAAGAACACUAUGUAGUUAAAUGGUAAUAUUUUUUAUCAACUCAAAUUUUAGUAUUUUCAGUGAUUUUUUGGGUGUAAUUUACUGCCUUUUAAUGAAAAGUCAAUAAAUUUCUUGAAAAAUAAACAAAUUCUUGACAAGACUAACUCAUUCUCAGCAUUAAGUAUGUAUAAAAAGGUGAAAAGAUGUAUAAUUCCCAUUAUAUUUCCUAU
Messenger RNA from Mya arenaria, 1267 nucleotides. RefSeq lists its product as uncharacterized. The coding region runs from base 138 to 941 and encodes 267 amino acids. Gene Ontology annotation, molecular function: NAD binding; NADH pyrophosphatase activity; ADP-ribose diphosphatase activity. Lineage: Eukaryota; Metazoa; Mollusca; Bivalvia; Myida; Myidae. The record is from RefSeq and is a predicted model, not a curated record. The transcript has 8 exons.